AGCAUAGCCUAGCUUGUAUCUAAUAUCUGCUUUGAAGUCAAUUUAUUUCGCCUAGACUGCGUUCAGUUUAACGUUAUCACCACCGGAGACUCUCUUGGCAGUAGGUGACGCUGUGACUUUAGUUAGCCAACAAUAUUGAUGCAGAGAGGAAGAAGAAGAAGCCGUCAUGGUUCUGUCUGAUAGCUUUUGAGCCGGCUAAUGUCAUUUGUUGUUAAAAUUGCAUCUCUUAGACUAACUACGACCCGUUGUAUGGGACCGAAUAACAAUAAUCCUUCAAGCUAAGUAAUGUCACCCGCUUGACCUGCAGUGAAUCUGGCUUUGCUUUGUGCUUGUUGCUCAAGAUGAAUCGUGCAAAGCCAACAACUCUCAGGCGCCCCAGUGCUGCAAAACCAUCAGGUCACCCUCCAACAGGAGACUUCAUUGCUCUCGGUUCGAAAAACCAGAGUGGAGACCCUAAACCCCCCGCUGUCCUGCUGAAGCCAGCAUCCACAAGUUCAACUGCUGACCGUAAGAGAGAGACUUCCUCCGCUCUGCCCUCUGCAGGUCUAUCUGGACUCACCAAGCGACCCAAACUAUCCACCACCCCCCCAGUCAGUGCUCUCGGACGACUUGCUGAUGUUGCUGCUGUUGACAAGAGGGCGAUAUCACCCUCAAUAAAGGAGCCAUCAGUGGUGCCUAUUGAAGUGUCACCAUCUCUGCUUCUUGAUGAGAUUGAAGCUGCAGAGUCUGAGGGUAAUGAUGACCACAUCGAGGGACUGCUGUGUGGAGCGGUCAAACAGCUCAAAUCGAACCGAGCAAAACCUGACAUAACGCUGUACCUCAGUCUCAUGUUCCUGGCCAAAAUCAAGCCCAACGUUUUUGCUACCGAAGGAAUUAUUGAGGCUUUGUGCAGCCUCCUGCGUCGAGAUGCUUCGAUCAACUUUAAAGCGAAGGGGAACAGCCUGGUGUCUGUUCUUGCUUCCAAUCUGCUGAUGGCAGCUUACGAGGAGGACGAGAACUGGCCAGAGAUCUUUGUAAAAGUGUACAUUGAGGAUUCUCUGGGGGAAAGAAUCUGGGUUGACAGUUCUCACUGCAAGACUUUUGUUGACAACAUCCAGACUGCUUUUGGGACAAAGAUGCCUCCCAAGAGUAUGCUGCUGCAGGCUGACACAGGCCGCUCAGCUGGAGAUCUCAGUGCAGGUAGCAGCCCUCAUCCCUCAACCCCUGAUGAGGACGACUGCCAGACUGAACUGCUGAUAGCUGAGGAGAAACUCAGCCCUGAGGAUGAAGGGCUGAUCAUGCCGAGGUAUGAAGAACUGUCAGAGAGUGUGGAGGACUACGUGCUGGAGGUCCUUAAGGAUCAGCUGAACCGCAGGCAGCCGAUGGACAACGUGUCCCGGAACCUGCUGCGUCUGCUCACUGCCACCUGUGGCUACAAAGAGGCACGACUCAUGGCUGUACAGAGGCUGGAGAUGUGGCUGCAGAACCCAAAGCUGACUCGCCCUGCCCAGGACCUCCUCAUGUCUCUGUGCAUGAACAGCAUCACCCAGGGAGCAGAUGACAUGGAAGUGAUCUCUAACCUGAUCAAGAUCCGACUCAAACCCAAAGUCCUCCUCAACCACUACAUGCUGUGUGUCAGGGAGCUGCUUAAUGCUAACAGAGACAACCUGGCCACGAUGGUGAAGCUGGUGAUCUUCAACGAGCUGUCCAAUGCCAGGAACCCUAACAACAUGCAAGUCCUGCACACAGUGCUGCAGCACAGCCCCGAGCAGGCUCCAAAGUUCCUAGCGCUGGUGUUCCAGGACCUGCUCACCAAUAAGGAUGAUUACCUGCGUGCCUCCAGAGCCUUGCUGAGAGAGAUCAUCAAACAGACCAAGCAUGAGAUUAACUUCGGGGCCUUCUGCUUCGGAUUAAUGCAGGAGAGAAAGGAGACUAUCUAUUUGGAACUGGAAUUCAAAGAGCGUUUUGUUAUCCAGGUGACAGACUUACUGACUGUCUCCAUGAUGCUGGGCAUCACUGCUCAGGUCAAAGAAUCAGGCCUUGCAUGGGACAAAGGGGAGAAGAAGAAUAUCCUAUCUCCCCCAGCCUCUUCUUCUUCUUCUUCUUCAGCGACAGGAGGAUGUGCCACGGAGUCAGAUGUUCAACUGGACUUCUGCCCGCUCGUCCACGACUUGGCCUUUAUCUACGCCUGUCUUCUCCUCGAUGGUCUGUUCUCCUCUCCUCUCCAAGUGGCAUACUUGCCAACGAGUGGACCACCCUCACGUGAAGUCUCUCUCGCAGUGAUGGCGGAGGGAAGCGGGUUGAAGAGGAAGAUGAGGAGCAAACGUGGGACAGUCGGAGCAACAAAACAAUGCUUUUUAAAACCUCAGCCAGUACAUGGCACUGCGCACUCUGUUGUAGUCGGGGAGCUGCUCGCAGGGACCUGCGUUCUGGGACCAGUGCAUCAUAUCUUCAAUCUUGAGCUUGUCGGCCACAAAGUAGAUGCCCAGCAGGCCGGUGUUGCUGUAGGACGAGUGGAAGGCCUGGAAGCUGUGGCACAAGUCCUCCUCCACGGCCAGGCGGGCCAGACGACUGCUCAGCUUGAUGUCCUGGUGCACCGCCUGGUGAUACUGCUGGCUGAUAUCGGAGACUCAAAGUCUGUUGAGGGCCGCGUGUCAGACGCCAACCUCGCCUGCAGGAAGCUGGCUGUGUCUCACCCCGUCCUUCUGCUCAGGCACCUGCCUAUGAUUGCAAGCCUCUUACAGGGUCGUAUUCACCUGAACUUCCAAGAGUUUAGGCAGCAAAACCACAUGACGUUCUUUAGCAAUGUGCUGGCCAUCCUGGAGCUGCUGCAGCCGCUUGUAUUCCACAGCGAGCACCAGAUGGCGCUUCAGGACUGCCUUCUGUCCUUCAUGAAGGUUCUUCGGAACUUCCAGAGGACUCGUUCCCCGUUUGUCUUCAUCACCAAGUUCUUGCAGUUCACACAGAAAUACAUCACCCGCGAUGCAUCGUCCGCCAUUCCCUACUUACAGAAGCACUCUGACAUCUUGCAGGUUCUGUGUGCAGAAAACCCAGAACUGGUUCAGCUGAAGUCUCUGCUGGCUGGACUCACUCUGCCGGUGAGGAGGUCUUCAUCAGAGGUCUACCCAGAGGAGGGAGAGGACGACGUGUCCACUGGUUCCCUGCCCCUGGUCAGCAUCUCUGCCUCUGUGUCUCUGAGUGCGGCUGACAUGACGAUGUACUUGAAGAAGAUGUCAAGAGGAGGGGCAGUGGAGGAUGUGCUGGAAGUGUUGACAGAGGUGGAUGAGAAGUCGAGGAGGAGCCCAGAGAUCAUCCAGUACUUCAUCAACGAUCUGCAGAGGCUCAUGACGUCCUCGGAGGAUUUGUGUCGGAACCUGGCCUUCAGUCUGGCCCUGCGCUGCAUCCAGAACAAUCCCUGCCUGGCAACAGACUUCCUGCCAACCUUCAUGUACUGUAUGGGCAGCGGUAAAUUUGACGUGGUGCAGACGGCCCUCAGGAAUCUUCCAGAAUAUGUCCUCCUCUGUCAGGAACACGCAGACAUCUUGCUCCACAAGGCAUUUUUAGUGGGGAUCUACGGGCAGAUCGACACCAGUUCCAUGAUCGCAGAGUCAAUGAAGGUCCUUCACAUGGAAUCAACAACCUAACAACCAAAAGCACACAACUACAACACACCAUGUUCAAAAUGGCGUCAUUCAAUUUCUUCAUUCCAGAGCUGGAUUUAUUUGAAUGUCUUUAGUUCAAACAUUGGUCAAAUUAGGUCAUGGCAGAUGUAUAAAGUCUGUGGCUCUUCAUUGGUACAGAUUCAAGGACCAAUCAGUGAUCUGUUAGCUAACAGUCAGAUAAUAACUCCUAAUAAUCUAAAUUAGAAGUAAUUCAUGUAAUGACUUAAAUUUAGUGACUUCAAAGAAUGCAUUAAAACUCCCUCUAAAGCUGAAAAUGUAAUCAUUCAAACAUCUUAUAAAAUGCAACUUAUUUUUAACUAAUGAUAUAUUUACCAAUUAUCAUAAAAGAUAACUAGGAUUGGAAUAUUACAAGGUGAUCUUAUUCUACAAUCGGUUAAAGAAAACAUAGUAUCUCCUAAAUAAUUAAAUUAAUCUUGCAGUAAAAUAAUACAUAUUAUUUUAAAAACAUCACUUUUUAUUGCAUUUUCAUACAUUCCGUGGGAGUCGUUGCAGUAAUACAUAACAGCCAUAAAUGAUUACUAGAUGCAGAGCUUGAUGUUUAUUUAGAAAAUGGCACACUAUAUUCGGCUUGAUAUUUGUAUUAGUUCGAAUAUGAAAUGUCAACAUUGUUGUAUGAUCAAAUAACUACAUGCUUCAUAUGUCGUUGUUUUUAAUUAACAACAAAUAUUUCAAUAUUUCAUGGUCCCCCAUUCAGUGUUGUAGCGUUACAGUAGCAACUUGGCAUAACUGAAUGUGGUUUUUUCAUUUGACUUUUCUUACUAUUAAGAAUAAGCAGCCAAAAUGCCAAUGCCUGAAUACAAUGUCCAUGUUAAUUAACAUCAUCUGUGAGCCACCAUGAUUUAAACUGAAAUAAAAAUACCUUUCUGAGUAA
This is a messenger RNA of Notothenia coriiceps (black rockcod), 4533 nucleotides long. RefSeq names its product integrator complex subunit 1-like. Gene Ontology annotation, biological process: U2 snRNA 3'-end processing. The transcript has 25 exons. The coding region runs from base 342 to 3623 and encodes 1093 amino acids. NCBI's taxonomy places the organism in Eukaryota, Metazoa, Chordata, Actinopteri, Perciformes, Nototheniidae. Gene Ontology annotation, cellular component: integrator complex. The record is from RefSeq and is a predicted model, not a curated record.